AUGGGAGUUUCACGAACUUGGUACAUAAUCCUCGUGGUGAUCGCCGCGUGCACCUGCGGUGCACGUACAGAAUGUGGCGAAACAGCUCAAAUUUCAUUUCUAACAAGCGUGCACGAUGAUCCAUCGUGUACAAUGCUAUCACCGAAGGGCGUUACGCUUUAUGAGGCCGCCAAGCUUCUCGCAGAGAUUCACAACAACAAAACCGACGGAUUCGAAAUCGAAAUUAUCAUUGUGGAUACAUGCGGAAGUAUAACAGGUGCUCUGAAAGCGAUGAUGAAGGCUUUAGUAUGGGCAGAUGUCAACUGUUUGCAUCCACCUUAUUAUCUAGGAAUUAUCGGACCAGAUACCACGACCAACAUCGAGGCCAUAUAUAAAGUGACGUCGAUAUUGAAAGUGCCGCAUAUUAUCAAGAAACCGUCAAUUUCUCCCUAUUUGCACCCUUUAACAGAGGAAUCGAACUCCUAUUUAGUGGAGGGAAUCUUGAAAAUGAUAGAAAUUUUUAAGUGGAAAUCCUUCACAUUAGUAACUAAAGUUGAUGAUGAAAACGACGAUGACGUACAAAGUAUUACAAAGAAACUGACAGUAAAUGCCAUAGCGAACAAUUUGUGUGUUAUAAUCCAUGAUAACGAUAAAGAAGAUUAUACGUCACAUAUUGUACAUAUUGGAAAACCCGAAGAUAAUUUUUUUAAUGAACUUAAAAAUGCAACCAUACUAAUAAUCAGCGAGGGAAAUUUAAAAGAUUACUUGAAUCAUAUAGAUUCAACUAACACUAUAUUGCUUUUAGAAGAUUCUAGGAAUGUAAUGAACGGUCUUGAGUGGAGAGUUGAGAAUUCGCAAUGGUGGGCACCCGAUAAUGGUUUGGGAAGAUAUGAUGCCAAGGAAUUGAAACGAGUCAGAUGGUUAGAAAAUGCUAUAAAAAUUUACGUGAAAGCUUUAAAUGCAUUAUGCAAAAACAAAAAAUGCAACAAUCAAAUAAAUGCUUUAGAAUGGAAUCACAUGGUGUCAAAUAUGUUAAUGACACAUAACAAGGAAUCAGAAGCAGCACCAAAGUUUCUUAAUCUGUUUAUGAAAAAGAAAACAAGUAAUUUAGAACGUUUGGGUGAUAUAGUUGUUCACCGGAAUAAAACAAAAGUUUAUUGGGAUAAGAAUAAAAUGAAUGAAAAAGAAGUGAACGUUACGGAGAAAACUGAGAAAAAUUACGGAGCGCCAAGAAGCAACAACAAUAUGUCGUAUAUAUUUAAAGAACUUUUAAAAGAAGAAAAUGAACCGCAAUCAAGAUGUGCUACAGCUGUCAAAGAGAUUAAAAUAAAGGAAAAGAAUAAUAAGGCGACACAAGUUUUAGUUUCGGGAAUGAGCGAUAACGAGUGGUGGACAAUGGUAUGUACGGUAAGCGGCGUAGGAAUCGCGAUGUUUCUGGUGGGAAUUCUCGCUGUUUAUGUUAUCUAUACGAACGUGCAGAGGCCAAAGUGUGCCAAGAAUAAAAAUCACUUGGAUAGAGAAACCAGCUUAAGGAGAAUGAGCAAUGAUAGAGAAUUACCGACAACCAUAACCAUCCGUAACCAACGAGUGGUGCAUAGUCCACAUAGAAGAGGCAGCGACAGGAGCACUAUAUCUGAAAAAAGCGUUUAACGCGAAUGCGAGUCGCAUUAAUAAUAAAUAAAGCGAGCAUUUCCAGCGGAACAGAAAAAAAAUUUACUUUAAAAGCGUACACAAAAUUCAUUAUCUUAUUUUAUUGUGAGCAUGUUUUCUAGUGACAUU
Messenger RNA from Trachymyrmex cornetzi, 1758 nucleotides. RefSeq lists its product as uncharacterized. The transcript has 8 exons. Bases 1 to 1629 code for a protein of 542 amino acids. NCBI's taxonomy places the organism in Eukaryota, Metazoa, Arthropoda, Insecta, Hymenoptera, Formicidae. The record is from RefSeq and is a predicted model, not a curated record.